AUGGCCUUGGCCUCGCAACUCGAGUUACCCGACCACAGUAGUAUCUCUCAUCGGCGGAGCAACCUCGUUCCAUCGCAAAACACGUCUGUCCUUCUGCACACAACCAACGAAGACCCUAACUCCGUCCAGCAAUGGAAAAACAUGCUACUCGCCGGUUAUGGGGGCACACUCCACCUCUUUGACGACCAGUUCUGUCAUCAAGACGUGGAUGCAGCGAUUGCUGCGUCCGCUCUAGCCCUUGCCGCCGCCACAGUAACGCUAGAGAACAUACCUCAGCUUGUGCAAGCUCGUGGUCGCAAGGAUGAAAACGAUAUGCUUCCGUCACUGGUUUCAGUCUGCAAGUCCUUGGUCCAAAGUAUUCCCGAUAACACCCGGCCGAAAAUUAUCGAUUCUCAUGCCAAACGAUUAUCUUCUCCCUUCCGAGGUGAUCAUGUCACUGGGCCCGACGUCGUCAUCGUCGAACCUGGACCGUGGGAUGCGACCAAGUCUGUUGUCGAAUUUCUCGAAACUGAUUUCAUCGACGAGAAUGGCGAGUUCAAAGAGGACGGCACGUCAAUAAACGCCGCCAUUCAAUUGGCCAAGAGCGCACGAAACAUCCUCGCCAGCUUAGGCGGCACCCAUGUUUUUGUAUCCGCCGUAUUCCAACAUGAAUUUGCGCGAAUAUACCGGUUUGACCAUGGCGGAUUCAAGGCGUCGCCAAGGUUUCCAUGGAUCACAAACCCUCGUCCUUUUGCUACCCUGCUACACCGCCUGUCUGUUCCACAAACGCUUGGAGCUCUCCAGCCCGAAUACACUGAAGGUGUUGACGAUACUAUCUCUCCUGCCUCCCCAGAAGAAAAGAAGCGGCUAUGGACAGCGCUCUGUGACGACGAGUUCUACAGCACCAUAUUCACAGACGAAGUCAUCUUCAACGGGCACUGUAAGAAAUUUAUUGCGGCACGCAGAGUCUCCCCCGAAGAUCCGCAUAGCGCCUCAACGCUGGUCACAUGCCUUCAACUUGGAGAACCUCUAUCGCUUUCCGAUGGUCUUUUCAGUCGUGCUACUCGUGUGUGUCGUGUUGCCAUUCUGGAAGAUCUUCCUAUUCUGAAGAUAUAUGCUCUGAAAGACGCGUGGAAACAAGGCUAUCGUCGCAACGAGAUUGAUUUCUACGACUUAAUCAGGGUGUAUGUCCAGAAUCUCAACGACAUCGAGAAAUUUCACCCGGGAGAUCCGGAUGACUGGACAAAGAAGUCGAAGGCUUUCGGGAUGGCCAAAUGCCAUGGGAUGAUCAACCUUGCUGAACCUUAUGACCCGAAUCAGGCACCCUGGCAGUGGCGGCCUGAGCUCCACAAGACCAGUUCCCAGAAAGAUGAAGUUUCGGACGACGACAAGGCUCUCUAUGAGCGUUAUCAUACUCGUGCCCUUAUCACGCCUGUGGGCUGCCCUUUGAACCAAUUUCCCUCCACUGAGGUCCUCUGUCGGGGAAUCAUGACGGCGUGUUUCCACCAUGAAGUCGCAUACAAUGCUGGUGUUCAGCACUGUGAUCUCAGCGAGGGCAAUCUGAUGUUCGAUGAAAAGACGAUGAAUUCGGAGCGUCCUCAAGUCUUCCUUAUCGACUGGGAUUAUGCAGAGUUUGUCAAAGACGAUGACAGUGAUGGGGCCGCUUUGUUCAAACAGAAUUUUCCAACACGGUCUGUUGGUAUUGAUGUUGGGCUCAAGGAGGGGUUCAUGCGAUUUACGGGAACUCUACCUUUCAUGGCGCUCGGGCUCCUUGACAGCAUGAAGCUACGAACUCCGCUCCGCCAUAAGGCUUAUCACGACCUGGAGUCUUUCUUUUGGAUUCAGAUCUGGAUGCUGUCACGAUACACGAACUACUUGGACGACCCCAGUCCAGACGCAUCAGAAGAUAGUGCCUGCAGCCGUAUCUUUGGCUGGGCAGAUGGCGAAUCGAAGAUCUCGUUCAUAGUAAAGCCUCUCCAGAUCAGGAGUCCGUCCCUCUCUCGCGAGAAUCCGCCUCUCUCUCGGCUGUGUGAGAGUUUUCGAAUACGGGUGAUGAACCAGAACCCCUGGGCGCAAAAUGAAGAUGACGACGAGCUGAUCAGAUCCAGAUCGCAACUUCCGGAGAAAACUGGGGAUGAACGAGUUCAACAUCUUCGGCACUUCAUUGUGCAAGACCUUUAUGAUGCGUCUUUGAAGCGACAUGGGUGGGUGCCAAGGGACCGCACGAGAGAUUUUGUCGCAAAAGCUCGAGUAGGAGGGUCAGCGUCCAAGUCGGGCUCCGGUUCGAGAUCCCGUGCGACUCCAAAGAAAUCAGGAGAGUUGGCGUCCAAGUCUGGCUCCGGAUCGAAAUCCCGCGCGUCCCCAAGAGAGUCAGGCUCCGGAUCAGGCCCGACUCGCACCGUCCGAUCACGGUCUUCACCCGCGCCGCCAUAUUAA
Mycena indigotica is the source of this 2415-nucleotide messenger RNA. RefSeq names its product Pkinase-fungal domain-containing protein. NCBI's taxonomy places the organism in Eukaryota, Fungi, Basidiomycota, Agaricomycetes, Agaricales, Mycenaceae. The transcript has 4 exons. The coding region runs from base 1 to 2415 and encodes 804 amino acids. The record is from RefSeq and is a predicted model, not a curated record.